AAAAUUAUUAGGGAGGAAAAUGGCUCUUUCGAUUUCUUCCCUAGCAUCAUCUCUUUCUUCUCUCUCGUUUUCCUCUCGGAUUUCCCGGAAUCCAGACAGCAUUUCAAUUUCCCAACCACCGAAAACCCUCCCCAUUUCUUUCUCCUCCAAAACCACCCGUUCCCUCUCCAUUGCCGCCACUGUGGCAGCCCCAGCCGAAGCGGAACCGGUUGAGAACCUCAAGAAGUACGUUAAGUCCAGGCUCCCUGGUGGGUUCGCUGCUCAGACUAUCAUAGGGACGGGCCGUCGGAAAUGUGCCUUUGCUCGCGUGGUUCUCCAGGAAGGCUCUGGAAAGUUUAUUAUCAAUUACCGUGACGCUAAGGAGUAUCUUCAAGGGAACCCAUUAUGGCUGCAGUACGUAAAAGUUCCAUUGGUGACAUUGGAGUAUGAGACGAGUUACGAUGUAUUUGUGAAAUCACAUGGAGGCGGCCUUUCAGGACAGGCUCAGGCAAUCUCUCUGGGCAUUGCUCGUGCGUUGUUGAAGGUGAGUGCGGACCAUAGGCGCCCUUUGAAGAAAGAAGGGCUUUUGACCAGGGACUCCAGGGUGUUGGAGAGGAAAAAUGUUGGGUUCAAGAAGGCUCGUAAAGCUCCUCAGUUUUCCAAACGUUAGGUGGUUGGGGACUUGGAUCAUACGUUUCUCUCAUGCUUGGUUUUUACACGAUCAUUUCUCAGUAACUUUUCCUUAUGAAUUCUUGAAAAUUUUCUAAAUUUAGAUCCCUUUUUUAAUGUAGAUCUUAUUCUUCCUGGAUGCUUAAGAACAUUCAGCUGCAUUUGUAGUUUCUUCCCCUGUAAGUGAGUAAUAUUGUUAAUUUCAGUAUAUAUUUCAUUUUGCUGAUUGAAAAGUAAAGUCACUGUCUUUAGUUUC
Messenger RNA from Hibiscus syriacus, 904 nucleotides. RefSeq names its product 30S ribosomal protein S9, chloroplastic-like. Gene Ontology annotation, molecular function: RNA binding; structural constituent of ribosome. Bases 20 to 649 code for a protein of 209 amino acids. The record is from RefSeq and is a predicted model, not a curated record. Gene Ontology annotation, biological process: translation. The transcript has 2 exons. Gene Ontology annotation, cellular component: plastid small ribosomal subunit; mitochondrial small ribosomal subunit; ribosome. Lineage: Eukaryota; Viridiplantae; Streptophyta; Magnoliopsida; Malvales; Malvaceae.